Molecule: messenger RNA, 1911 nt
Organism: Mercenaria mercenaria
Lineage: Eukaryota; Metazoa; Mollusca; Bivalvia; Venerida; Veneridae
Exons: 2
Coding region: 463-1911 (482 amino acids)
Source: RefSeq, a predicted model, not a curated record
UAAGCCAAUAAUCCCUUUAGAAUAAUGCAGGAAAUCGUGGGUGGUUGGUUUCAAUUUAUGAUUUAAACCACUUACUGUUAAUCAAUCUUAAAAUGAAUAAAACAUUUUAAAAGCUAACAAAAUUAUCUUUAAUUUGAUAUAAUUUUCAUAUACCUGAAAAAUACUGAUUUUAUAUCUUUAUCAAUGUAAUUUGAUUUUAUUAUCAAAAUUCCAAUACCCGCGAUUAUGCGAGUCCGCGGACGCGUGCCUAGAGGGGUCAUUGUAUUUCUAUGCAAAUGCGAGAUGUUGCUUCCUCAUGAAUAUUAAUGAAGUUUUGUUAUCCAAUCAGAAAAAAGAACUGGCUUCACAAUGGUGUAAAUGAUUAUUUUCUAGAACAAAAAAUGGCCGCUCUACGAAGGCAUGAAGUUUACCGACUUUUGUAGAAAAGUUACCAGGUUGUUGGUAUACGUGAUACAUAUUUGAAUGAUGGAAAAACUGUGCCCAGGGGUUUUCUGUCAUCAAAUUAACUUGGAUAGUGACAGUAUAAAUUCUGGCAAGAUAGCAGCAAUACCUUCAGAAACUUUAAAAUAUGGUGUUGUUAUAGAAUUAAUAAGAUAUGCAACAAAAACUAAAACAGUAGCCAGUAAAGUUGAAGAAUGGGUCUGUUCACUUCAGCCAGGCUUCCUAGAGAUGAAGAGAUCAACACUAAAAGCGCGCAUAAAAAAUGCUUUUGAAACACACAAGAAGAUAGAACGCAAGAAAAAGGUUGCGUCUUAUAUGUCGUUAUCAGAAUUUCAUAACGAUGUAUUUCUUCCAUCUGGAAAAAAGCAAUCGGUACAAAAUAAUCUUUGUGAAAAACCAACAACUGCUGAAACAGAUUUAUACAUCUCCACAGAAAGUGCUCCGAAAUCACAGGAAGAGACGGCAAAGAAAUCCCCAUGUGAUUAUGAAACAAAAGGUGAUCCAAAUUCCCAUGAACAGAAAGAGACUGCUAAGAAAUCCCCACCCCUGUUUAACAGUGAAACUGAAAGUGCUCCAGUCCCCCAUGUUCAGACAGUGACUGCUAAUAUUGAUAAAUCCCCCUCCCAGUGUGACUUUGAAACAGAAAGUGCUCAAAUCCCCCUUGUUCAGACAGUGACUGCUAAUAAAUCCCCUUCCCAGUGUGACAAUGAAACAGAAAGUGCUCCAAUCCCCCAUGUUCAGACAGUGACUGCUAAUAAAUCCCCCUCUCAGUGUGACAAUGAAAAUGGAAGUGCUCAAAAAUCCCAUGUACAGCCAGAGACAGCAAUUAGUGCGAAGAAACGCCACUACCCAUGUGAAACAAAAAGUUCUCAGGCUGAAGCUAAGCAAUAUAACUUAUUGCAGCAUGAAAUUGAAAAACGUCAAAAAGCCCUCCACAAGAUGAAAACACUUGUGAAAACUGAACGUGAAACACUGGAACACAUGAAAAUGGUGAAGGGACACUUCUCGAUAAGAAAUGUUACCAAAAGAGAUGAAACUGCAGCAAAAACAAGGAAAACUCUGCGGGACACUCAAGCUACGGUUUCCAAACAAAGGCGUCAACUUGAAAAAAUGGCACAAACAAACCAUGAACUAAUCACCACUGUGCAGGACCUUAAGCGCCAAAUGCAGAAGUUACAGACCAAACUUGAAAAGCUGAAGGACAUUGACCAAAAGAAGACAAACGCACAAAAAUUGACUAGUUAUUAUCGAACAACCUUAAAGAAGAUACGUGAAAGCCCACAUAGUAAAGAAGAACCUGGCAAUGUUUACAAGAAAACUUUAAUGAAGUCAGAGACUGAAAUUGAAAAUUUGAGAAUUGAAAAUGAGAUGUUAAAAGAAACGCUCAAUGAGAAAACAACCAGAACAAAAAAUGAGGAUGGAACAUUUAGCAAUGAAAUAAGACUUUGUGUCAUGGAACUUUUGGACUAG